This is a messenger RNA of Mizuhopecten yessoensis (Yesso scallop), 1685 nucleotides long. Its product is annotated as carbohydrate sulfotransferase 11-like. Gene Ontology annotation, biological process: carbohydrate biosynthetic process. The record is from RefSeq and is a predicted model, not a curated record. Gene Ontology annotation, molecular function: sulfotransferase activity. Gene Ontology annotation, cellular component: membrane. The coding region runs from base 78 to 1352 and encodes 424 amino acids. NCBI's taxonomy places the organism in Eukaryota, Metazoa, Mollusca, Bivalvia, Pectinida, Pectinidae. The transcript is spliced from 3 exons.
ACACACAGGGUGACUCUCAGAGAAGUUUUGUUUAAUAUUAUACCUGCACGUUUUCCAUACACGUUUUAUAAAACAGUAUGGGUCGAACUUGCACGGGAAGGAUACGAUUUAUAAUGUUAGUCCUUGUAUCUUUACUCGGAAUGUGUUGGCUUGUGUAUGCAGUGAUAUUAACACAUGUUGAGGGUAUACCACACAUGCAGAGGAAGAUACCCGUGAAAAAAACCUCGCAUGUGCAGCGGAUGUUAGACAAAGCUUCAAACAUUCUGAGCACUGACUUCGUAAUGAUUCAAAGGAAAACAGCUGUAAUGAAGAUGUGCAAGAAAAAUUCUACUUACAAUCUUCCGAACCGACACCACAUGGUCUAUAAUAGAAACAAACCCUUCCUGUAUUGUAAAGCAACUAAAGCGGGGUCGACGUUUUGGGGAAGACUUUUGCUUCAAAUAGACAAACAUCGGAUAGCAAGUCCUUACCAUAUAAAACCUCAAAUAGGAGUGACCAACGUGUUUCCCACAAUCAAUGAAUGGAAACAUAUUGAUGCAAUUUUAAGACGUUCUACAAAGUUCAUAAUAGCUCGUGAUCCUUUAGAGCGGUUAUAUUCCGCCUAUGUUGAUAAAGUGUUUUCCCCAAACCCAUUCUACUGGGAUGUCCUAGGUACCUAUAUAGUAAAAACAUUUAGGGACAACACUUCAAAAACCACUUGCGGACAUGACGUGACAUUCCCAGAAUUCCUCCAAUAUGCCGUUCAUGCCGAGACUACAGGCAAACACGUGGACGUACACGUGCUCUCGUUAUGGAAGUCGUGUUCCCCGUGUCAUGUCAAGUAUGACAUCAUAGGCAAAAUGGAAACGUUCAAAGACGACACUAAUUAUAUUCUGGAUAAGUUAAACCUAGAACCUUACAAAGCAGUACUGCGUAACAUCUCCAUCGACGCCGUAAAUGAUGCGUUAUACGAUACAGCUCAGGCGUACGUAUCCAUGCGUGGCGUAGCCACAAAAUGUACCUCAAAACAGAACACCGCUGAGAGAAUAUGGACAAAACUUAAAGCUAGGGGUUUCAUUGCCGCUGAUUUGCCCGUACCUAGCAAUCUGUUUUACAAAAAGGAAGCAACAGUGUUUGAAAUAUUUAAAGGCGCAUAUUCAAAAUCUGUUCUGGAGCUGGGACGUCAAGGAUUAAAACAACAACAAAAUACUAUAUUUCUCGAAACAUUUAAAAGGAUACCAAAGCACACGCUUUCACAGCUAGCAAAAACGUACAGCAUGGAUUUUCAAAUGUUUGGGUAUGAACAGGAAUUUAAUGAAAUGUUUAACAAAUCAACUAAUUCAGGUUUUUCUAUCAGUGCUAUUUUUUUCUAGGUAAAAAUGCAUAAUUAAUGCAAAACAGUUUCUUUUAUUUUAAUCCACCCUUUCCGCAACGUGUGAUCACCUAUGGUUUUCAACACCUCAUUAAAUAAUAUAAGAGAAAGCUGGAUUCAUUUGACGGUUAAUCACGUGCACCUCUAUGGCUUAUAUGAAGAAAAAAACCUGUUUAGCAUGCUUUUUUCCUUUUUAAAUUUCAAAUGAAAAAAAAAAAACUAAUCCAUGCAUGGUUCUGGGCUUUCUGUUUGUUAAAAUGUGGGUCAUCCAAAAUGAUGUCAUAGGAUAUGACCUAUUUACGGCAGUAGUGUUUCACACUUACUAUUACACUAA